Electrophorus electricus (electric eel) is the source of this 7674-nucleotide messenger RNA. RefSeq names its product SPG11 vesicle trafficking associated, spatacsin (gene spg11). The record is from RefSeq and is a predicted model, not a curated record. Gene Ontology annotation, biological process: axonogenesis; synaptic vesicle transport; chemical synaptic transmission. NCBI's taxonomy places the organism in Eukaryota, Metazoa, Chordata, Actinopteri, Gymnotiformes, Gymnotidae. Gene Ontology annotation, cellular component: axon; synapse; cytoplasm.
UCUGCGUCAUGUGAUUGUCAGGUAGAGGGCUGUGUAAUGUUGUUAACUAUCAGUUUUGUGUUAAAUAAUAGUUUUGUGUUUACUGAUUAUAUACGGGUUUUAGAUCAUUUGUCUGAGAGCGGUAACCAAAACUACCACGGGGAAAUGUGUUUGUAAGCCUUUUUACGCUGGUUAGGCAGCGUCAUGUGAUUUCAAGCUCCUCGUAGACCACUGCAUUGUAGUUGGCUAGCUAGGUUAACUAACGCUAUCAUUGUUAGUCAGCUAUAUUUUCCUGUUAUAGAAAAUCCAAAAUUUCUAGAAUGUUAAGGAUUCCUGAACCUCGUUUACAGAGUGCCUUAGAAGUUGCACUUCUACCUGACAAUGACUUAUGUAAAGAUGUUGAUAAGACUGUUAAAGCCAAAAUGGCCAAAGGCUGUUCCCUACUUUGUUGUUUGAAUGUUGGUGGCAAGUUGUCAGUCAGUGAUAUUUCUGAACGCGGUGCUCCGAUGCAUGUUCUUGAGGACACGUACGCAGACUUUUUCUGGGAGAUGUUGACAGAACAGAGUAAAAUUGACAACAUCCCUAGACUUCUGACUGUGGGACCGGCCUGUGAACUUAGGUUACAUGAGGUUGAUCAAGAAAGCCAGUGGUCGUCUUUGUUUCGGUAUACAGCAGAUAGACUGCUGCAGCUUGUGAAAGAGAAGGAUUCAAGUGUGAGUGAGUUGACCUGUGUGAGGCUGCUGUCUUUUACUGAUGCCCGCUGUUCCCUCCUGCUAAGCACAAGUGUCCUGGUGCAGUUGCUAUGGCAGCAGGGCCCUGCACAACCAGAGACACUGUCUUCCUGCCUGCUCAACCUGCCAUCUGCAAUUGAGGGAACAUUCACUGAUUACCAACUCAGUAAAGGCACCCUGUUUGUUCUGACCACUGCUGGAUUCAUAUAUGUGUUUGACAGUGUUGAGGGGAAGCACCUGGCCUCAGUUGACCUCCAAGCUUACCACACAACAAUCCAGAGAGAGGUGGAGCCUACUGUAUCCCUCUCCUCCUUCUGCCUUCUUAACAUCUCCCAAGACCUCAGCACAGCUGUGGUUGCCACCAGCCAAAACCAAGCACUGGCAAUUGAUCUCAAUGAUUAUUUCAGGACUCACCCAACACAGCUGCUGUGUCGUCAGGUACCAAACUACCCACCUCUCAUACCCGCCAAGCCCUGUGACCAAGACAGCUUGCUCAGCUCAGCUUACAGCCAGUCUGUACUGGAUGCCCACUUCCAGACUGACCACUCGUGGGAGGCUAGGUUGGCGGUCUUGUACAAGCAAGCUAAAGCUCCAAACCCAUCCAUGCUCCAGUUAUCAUGGUACAGAGACUUCCCCAACUCUGAGUGCCACCAAGCAGUUGCCACUGCCAAGCCCCAGCCACCCUCUAUUCCAGCAGGGGGUGCUGUAAUGUCUUUCACCGUGCCUGAACAGACCACACCAACCAUGCUGAAUGUCUCAGAAUUCUCAGCAGUGCUUGCCUUCACCUCAGCAGACAACAGCAACACGACCUUGGCAUACUGGGAUCUGGAAAGUCAGUGUGUUGUGUACCACAGCGUUGAUGCCCCUGCAGUUCUAGUCCACUGGUCAGAAGAAGAACACCUUUGUUUCAUACUGAAAGCAUCAGGCUUGUCUCUGGUGCUGUUUGCGGUUUCUCAGGAGGAGCUGUUGAACAGAUUGAUGGUGUUUGGGAGUGCUGGCAUGGUGGACUCUCUCUGCCAUCUUAACACCUGGGGCCGUUGCUCUAUGCCCAUACAGGCCCUGCAGGCUGGUCUGAAAAAUCGGCAGCUGGACAUGGUGGACUUCUUUCUGAAGAGCAAGGAGAAUAUCCUGUGCCCACCCACAGGUUAUAGCGUGCAUGAGCAGUCACCAGCCAUCUCAACUCAGACACAACUGAAGAACGCCCAGGAUCUCUGUCCAGCAAUGGACUUACUUUACUCUGCCAUCAGAGACACAAACACAGAAGCUCAGAGUCGACAAUUUUGUGAACAGCUGCUCAGCAUUACACUUAACUUCCUCAAUAGACAAAUCAGAGUCCUUCUCAGCAGCACACCAGAGCUGGAUGCUAACUUGCAGGCGUGUGUGAGGAUCUUGGAGGGUUAUAUCUCUAAACUGCGCACCUACAUGAGGAAGUACCCCUGGCUAGAAGUAGGAGGGAGCCAGAUUCCUGCCUUAGCCACUAACACUGCACCUGGUACAACUACAGAGGUGGAGUGGGAAUCACUCUCUGUUGAGGAGGUAGUCCAGCAUGCAGUACUGAGUAAGGAGAUCCCACAUGCACAGGCCUGUCUGCGCAGACGGGGUUGUCCUGAGCAGAACCUGGAGGAGCUGAGGAGGACAGGUCUGAAGCUGGCCUUCACCUGUCUCAAAGACAAAGAUUUGCUGCAGGCCACAACACUGCUCACUAACAUGGGUUUCAAUGUGAAACAGCAGCUCCAUAAUAUCUGUGUUUACACGGCUGAUCAGGACCUCAGGACCUUUAUGGUAGAUGAACUGAAGAGGCAGAAUCAUCUCUCUGCUGAGGAGAUGGAAAAAAUUGAGUUCAUUAAACAGAUUGAAAAUUUAGGCUCAGCAAAAAGAUGCUUAAAGCCCAUCGACAAGAACAAAGUUCUUCAUAUAAGCCAGUCAGACGCUGAGAGCAGGAAGCUGAUCCAGGAGAUGGUGAAUGGGCCAUCACCACCCUCCUUCCAUUCUCUGCUGGGCUCAGUGUGUUUAGACUGGGUCAGACACUGGGACAAUGACACACAGAAAUCAGUGGUCCUUUCCAGACUCCCAGACUCCCUGUUGGCCUCGUGUGACCCUGCUGUGCUGUGGUCCUACCUCACCUCCCUUCAUGACCAGGACCGGAUCAGUGCAUGGCUUACCAGCAUGGCUGCUCAGGGUAGUGGGCUCACUGCUGCCCCCAUGUGGCCUCCCCUCACUGCUGCCAUUGUGGAUGAACACACUCACUGCAGCGGCUACAUAAGAGACCAAAUCCUGGACAUGCUUGCUAGACAAGAAGUGUUUGUGGAAUCUGAGAUGUCUGAUUUUGAGCAGUUAUUGUGGAGACUGGGCCAGGCUGGAGGUGUGAUGCGGGGCCACAGUGGACCUCCUGUCCCACAGUUAUAUGCUUCCCAAGGCCAGGACUUUCACACACGCUUUAUUCAGCACUGCCUGGAGAAUAACCUGCAGUACCUGCUUUACAACUACCUGGAGCACUAUAAGUUGACUCCUACUAACUGCCCUGCUGUUGGAGACAGAGCUUUGUAUGAGAGCUAUCCCUGGUUUGAGAUGAUGGUCAAACUGCAAAGAAUUUCAAGAGACCCCACAGAUCCAGAGCGAGUGUUCCAGGCUAGUUUGACCAGUGCACAGGUGCUCCUGCCAGGCAGCCAGGCUAGCAUUAGCAGCAUGCUACUAGAGGGACACAGCCUCCUCGCUCUCUCCACCAUUAUGUUUGGGCCUGGGGGUAUCGAUCAGGUGGUGAGAGAGGGUGGUAGAUGUCAGGAUGCCCUGUGCAGAGUGGACCCCCAGCUCCUGAGGAUGGCACUGAGUGCAUACCCCAAACUCAGAGCUGCUCUUUUCCCUCAGAGUGGCCCAAGAGGCAUCUCCACUUGCGAUAUAUCUGUCUACCAUCUCAUGCAGUCUUUGUAUCCACUGGAUAUCUCCAGACUGUUUGGGUGGCAGUCUGCCAACACUUUAGGCACUGCUGAGGGGCCUGCUGAACUUCCUCACUUCUCCAGCCCUCACCUGGUCAAUAAGUAUGCGCUCAUCCAGAACCUGGACUACUUGUACUAUCUGCAGCAUGGCAGACCUUCUUUUGCCUAUGGAAUUUUCAUCAUUCAACAUCUGGCCAGUUCCAGCAAUGUGAAGCUACAGUUAAGUGUAGCUGAGGAACAGGCCUACACACUGGGCCUUUUGAAUUUUGACUCCUCUUCUGUAGCUGCAGCCUGUGUGUGUUUUUGUGAGUUGUUGGGCGUAUGCAGUCUGAAACUGAGGGUGGAUCUUAAAGCCCUUAAUCUUAUACUCAAAUUAUGGAGUCAAAACUGUGAAGAAAGCAGCUUAGCCUCCCUUAGACAGUCUCUUGUGGACAAGGUGAAUAAGCUGGUAACAGCUGAGAGGCAAACAGCAGAAGAACUGCUGCUGCACCUGGAGGGAGCAGUGAGGGAGCAUGUGGAGGGGAGAGGCAUGAGCAGGUCGUCGUACGAGGCAGGACAGGAGUGGGCUCUCCCUGUGCAGUUCUGCCACCUGCAUGAUUUGGCCCUCAGUGCUGGCUAUCUGCAAGACUGUGCCACCGAUGGCCAGUGGCUUAACUUCCUGCUCUUUGUACAACUCCACCACUACCCUCCACGGCAGGUCAGGUCCCUGACAGCCAGCUUCAGCCCAUCUCUGCAGGCACACCUUUCACUGGCCUUCCAGGACCUGCAACUAGUCUCCUCCCAGUGGGGCCUGGAUAGCCAGGGCCAUGACCUCUGCUACCUGCCCAGGGAGGAAAGCUCUGAGUCACCUAAGGAUCUGUUCCAGAUCCUAUUACAAAGCCAGGACAAGACCAGUCCCUGGAGGUACCUGUUGGCAGAGGCUGUAAUGCAGCAUAGCCCACCACUUACAGUGCUGGCAGCAUGUCACCAGGAUGCUGAAUGCUUGCAGUGCCUGUGUGUGUGGAUCCUGACCUCCGUCGAUGAUGACAUUGUCCAGGAGGCCACUUCUUACAUUAAUGAGAACCUGGGCCACCACACAUGGAACCUUUAUGAUAUGUCAGUCUUAUGGAAAACCCUCAUUCUGAAGUGCAAGAUCAGGCCUCUAAUCCGUGGCUUCCAGCUGUUCCAGCGGGAGUCUCCACUCAUUCACAUGCUGCAGAUGUAUGAGCUCUGCUGUGACUACAAAAACUACCAGGGGGCCAAAGACAAGCUACUGGAGUUCCAGAAAUGUCUGCUUAACCUCAGAAGCACUGGAGAGAAUAUGUUGGGUGUGGAGUGUCUCCCGGUGCAGUGGGUGGAGGCUCAGGCUUCUGUGCUGCUCCUCAUUCUGUUGCAGCAGUGUGGGACGCAAUACGAGUUGCACAGGCUGCUCCAGCUACUGGCUGAAAUGGAACAUCUCCUCAAGUCUAAUGGUCCUGACUUUAAGAUGCUGAGCCAGCUAAGCCAAAUCCUGACUGACACACCCGUGUCUCUGUCCCCGUGUCUGCUGGUGGACUAUAGCACUGCCUGCCUGCAGGGGGAGUGCCAGAGCAUCCUAGAGAAGCUUCAGGAACUCGGCCUCUUCUCCCAAGCCAGGAAAGUAGCUGAACUGGCUGGGCUAUCCAUCGAUCGCCUGAUUAUAAAUGAGCUAUUGCAGGACCUUGAGGUGCUAAAGACCAAGCGACAGUGGGAAAGGCAGGAGACACGGCUUUCCUUCUGGAGGAGAUGCCAUGAGCAGUUCAAUAAUGACCGCAUCAGAGCAGAGGCAGCUUGCCAGUUCUUUAUGUCUCAGGCUGAGGACUCUGUGCAGAGAGACACUGAGCUCCUUCAGGUGCAGGAGCGAUGUCUCCUUUUGGGUCUGGCCGGCCACUGGCUGUCCCAGCAUGAUGAUGGCACUUGUGAAGGGCGCCUGGCGAAGUUGGAGAAGCAACAGUGGGAAUGCCGUGUUCGUCGACUGGUCCUGACCACCGCCCUGGAGCAGGAGAGCCUGUUCGUCCCGCCUGCGGUGCUUGAAAGCUCCCUCGACAACCUCCUCAAAGAGUACUCCUUCUCCAGAAUGCCUGUGCUGGAUCACCCAGCAUAUCUGAGUCUGGAGGGACUUCCGGCAGUGGAGGAGGCCUGCUCCCUGGUUGGGGAGGAGCGAAAGGCUUUGACCACGCUGAUUGACCGGCUCUUGGAUGAGGGCAGCGUUCAUGAGGCGAGCCGUGUGUGUAGAUAUUUUGGCUUGCUGCACAGGGAUGUGUGUCUGGUGCUGCAUUGUCGGGGCCUGGCCUGUGGAGAGCUACAACUGGGCUUGCAGGAACUCCUCAGCCCCGAUGGAGAGAGCAGGAGCAUCCUGCCCAGCUGCUCGAGCACGGGCAGUCUGUCCUCCUUCGUGGUCGUUUCCUCACCCGAAGACCAGGUUCUCUCCCAGCUUCAGCUUCUUGUAGACCAGUGCCGUCAUGGCAAAAACUACUGCAAACAGGUCCUCAGCCUCUAUGAGCUGUCCAAGGAGCUGCAUUGUUCUUAUAGUGAGAUCUCUUCUGAAGAGCCAGAGACUGUGCUGCUUAAGGUACUCCUGUCCCAGCAGCCAGAGCGCUAUAAGAAAGCUCAGGCCUUUAUCAGCGUGCAGGGCCUGCAGCCAGACUCUGUGGCUCAGCUCAUCACCUCCACGGUGCUGGAGGGACUACUGGCUUCCUUACAGGAGGGUGAGAAAGAGCAACAUAUCUACAGUCCUUGUGAAGGUAAAGAGGCCUUCCUACAGCUGGCUAAACUGUGUAGUGACCCCAACUUGGUGGGCAUCAAGUUGCUAGACUGCAUUCCCACAGUUCCUCUGGCAGAGCUGAGCUGCACUGUUGAGCUGCUGAUUCUGGCCCAUGACUGCUUCAGUCUCACCUGUAACAUGGAAGGCAUCGUCAAGGUCCUACAGGCAGCCAGACACCUCAGCCACACUCACCUGGCUCAUAAGGAUGGAUAUGGGCUGCUGGUACGUCUCCUGACUGGUAUUGGAAGAUACAAUGAAAUGACUUACAUCUUUGACCUGCUCAACCAGAACCACCAUUUUGAGAUCCUACUGAGGAAGAAACAGGAGUCGAACACCAGAUUAAAAACAGCUCUGCUGGACUACAUUAAGCGAUGUCUGCCAGGGGACAGUGAGAAGCACAACAUGGUGGCUUUGUGUUUCAGCAUGCGCCGAGAGAUUGGAGAAAACCAUGAGGGCGCUGCUCGAACACAGCUCAAACUCAUCGAGUCCCAGCCAUGGGCCGUCACCCCAGAGCUCAAAAGUAGCCUAGAGAAAGUCCUCUCUUUGCUGAAAGACGCUGCAGAAAGCUACUCUAAGGACUCGUGCAUGCGUCAAGCAUUGCGGUGUGUAAAAAUGGCUAAACUCGUCGUUCUGCAGCUUCACUUCCUAACUCGUGGACAUGACGAUCGUGUUGUGAACCUGCAGCCAUCAGAGCUGCCCAUUAUCAUCGUGGCUCUGCCACACUGUUACCAGUCAUUUGUAGUAGCAGAGGCAUAUGACUACAGUCCUGACUGGGCAGAGGUUUUGUACCAGAAAGUGAUAUUGAGAGGUGAUUUCUCCUACCUGGAAGAGUUUAAGCUACACAGACCUCUUCCCACCAGCUUGUUUGAGGAAAUCUCCAAAAAACUGUCUCUGAACAAGCCACCAAACAAUGCCAGUCAGAAUCUGAAGCGGCUCCUGCAGUGUUGUGAAGACGUUUACACCCACUACAAACUGGCCUACGAACACAAGUUUAUCGAUGUAGUCAACAUGCUCCUGCAGGACUCCAAAACAAACAGUUAUCUUAAUGACCGACUAAGCAGCUAAUUACCCUCAUUUAACUCCCCAACCCCUCUACAGGCACAGUGACACAUUUUCAGUCAUGGCUUUAAAUGUUCUAAUUAUGGCAUUUGAUUUCAUUCCACAGCAGUUGUGGGGUAUCUGAUUAGAGGGAGCACUUUUUUGUUAUAGUUAAUGGGUAAAUUAACUGUAAAUGUACAUAUUUAAGAGAUUAAAUCUAAAAUUGCUAAUA